AUUCAUAUUCAUAUUUCUAUUUCUAUAAGGGAAAAUGCUAGUCGCAGCUCGAUAAUGUCAUCUCGUUCAAAAUUUCAUGUUGCCCAACUAACUCACAACUCACAAACACAACUGCCAACCUCGGUUAAUUAAUAGAGUUCAAAAACUGAAUUUACCUCUUUCCUCCUACCAAUGAUUAUAUCACACCCCUUUGCACCUCUUCCUUCUUGCUUUACAAUUACAUGUUCUAAGCCCUUUUCCCAUAAAAAUCACUUUAUCUCUUCCUCCUCUACAUCUCCACACCUAGUCCUGACCUAUUCAACAACAUCAACAUUGUUAUGUAGUGCUAGAAGUCGAAGACGUACAGACUUCAAUGUAGACAUCACUGAUGAAGAUCAGGUGGUUGAGAAUGAUGAUUAUGGUGGGUUUUCAGCUCAAGGAAUGGAAUCAAAGGACAUUGAUAUAGAAGACGAUGACAAAAGAUAUUCAGGUGGAGGACUGUAUAAAGGCGUGGAAGAGAAGGAUUUUGACAGAAAUCCUGAAUUUGCUGAAUUAAUUGGGGAUUUUCUUGAUGAUCCUGAAAAGGCACAAUCUAGAAUGGAAGAUAGACUAAGAAAGAAAAGGAAUAAAAUACUGCACACAAAGACUGGAUCAGGAGUACAAAUGAAAGUGUCAUUUAAUAAAUUUGAUUUUUCAAACUCAUAUAUAUGGUUUGAAUUUCACAAUGCUCCAUUGGCAAAAGACGUCUCCUUACUUUGUGAUACUAUUCGGGCGUGGCACAUUCUAGGACGGCUUGGAGGAUGCAAUGCCAUGAAUAUGCAACUGUCACAGUCACAGAUGGAAAAACGACCAAAUUAUGAUUAUAUUCAAGGAGCGAAUGUGACACCAACUACAUUUUACAAUAUUGGGGAUCUUGAGGUUCAAGACAACUUGGCUCGAAUAUGGGUGGAUAUUGGAACUAAUGAACCGCUGAUUCUAGAUGUUUUGAUAAACGCAUUGACACAAAUAAGUUCAGAAAUCAGUGUCGGUGUUUAUGUGGUCUCCUAAGCUUCUAUUAUAACACGGUCACCAAAAAAAUUGUAUUUUAAGCUUUGUUGGGAUCAAGCAAGUAGUAUUCGGUGGAGAAGAAUUUGAGAAUUGGAAAGAGAAUCUAACAUCAGAGGAUUCAGGUUAUGGUGUUCACAAGAUAUAGAUACUUUUCUAGGCAUAGUCAAAUGAAGAGUAAAUCAAUGAUAUGUAUCUUUUAGUAAUCUAUUGUAUCAAAGUUGUAAGCAUUUUCCUGAAUUUAUAUUUUGAUUGUUUAGCGUCAGGUACUGUUUAUACCAUGAGAUAGAAGUUGUAAGCUUAUGGAAUUUGUAGAAAUCCACAACUCCACUAGCAUGAAUAAGAUAAAAUGAAUUUUUAAAUC
Molecule: messenger RNA, 1387 nt
Organism: Cicer arietinum (chickpea)
Lineage: Eukaryota; Viridiplantae; Streptophyta; Magnoliopsida; Fabales; Fabaceae
Source: RefSeq, a predicted model, not a curated record